UCUUAUUUUGUCUUUUUAUAUGUUUCCUCAGCAGGGUUAGUUCGGAGGUUCUAAAGUCAGUGCAUGGUGCCACUGGUGAAGAUGAUGUAUACAAGCCGAGACCGAGCAUUGCUGCUACAAGCGCUCCACAAAUCUGGCUGCAAUCUCUUGGAGAAUUUGAACAGCACAGAGAGUCAAAGAAAAGCCUCUAUCCUGCCCACAGUAAGGUUUCUCAAUUCCCUUGUGCCCCUCACCACUCAUCUUGAUGGCUUGAAAAAUUUGGUCCAGCUCUUCAUCGGGAAGAUAUCUAGUCAAGUGGAAGCAAUUGCAGAGGAUGCAAAGUUGGUGUCUGAAGUCCUCUCCCUUGUGCGAGAUUUCUGGUCACUUUGUUCAGCACAACAGGUUGCGUUGUCAAAUGAGGCAUUUCCUGUUAGGUACGACUCUCACAUGAUUGGCCUGCUACCUUCGCUGGCUUCAGUCUAUGUGGAUCUCUUCGUCACAGUUCAUGGCGGCAGCGGCGGCGACAGUGUGGUCAAGUCGUCCAAGCGGCUCUGCAGCUGGCUGUUGUUUGACCUGAAUGACCGCUGCCUGAAAACUGCCCUGCUGGAGGCGACGCAGUGCAAUGCCAGCGGAGCCCUGCUGUUGCUGCCGGUGUUGAGGAAGUUGCUCCUGCGGCCCCCAAGUGGAGACUGCGUCUUGGAUUACCUGCUGCACAUGGUGGUUCUGCGACGCUGGAGUCUUGUGUCGGCCGACUUGUCCGAUGUCGUGCAGGCCAAUUUGAAUGUGCGAGCUCCCCAGAGGUUUGUGGGCUGGCUGUCACAACUGUGGCCCGAGGCCAAGGAUCACUUCCCUCUGGACAAAAGCUUGAAGGGAAGAAGAGUGUCGGAGCUGCUACUGUCGCUCAGUACGGAGGCUGUUUGUGAGCUUAUUGAGGUGUUUGCCCAGUGCCUGGGCUCGCGGCAGCAAGACGUGGAGGAUGCACCCGAGGCCUCGCAGUCUACCGCCCAGAGCAGUGACGCGGCGCCGCUGUUUGUGAUUGACACACACGGCACUUCUCAACAGGACAAGGAAAUCCUGUCAGAUGAUCCACCGGCAAAGAAACGUAGAAAGACUGCACCGCCGUCCGUGGAUGAUGCUAAUUUGGGAAAGGGAGAACAAAUGGAGGAAAAAACGGGUAGUGUGAAGAAAAAGAAGAAAAGAUCACUUGUCGUGGAGGAAAUGGAACAAGAUCUCACGUUGGAACGGAGCGCUAAGAAAAAAGCGGUUCAAUCCGAAUCUGCAGGGAGUACGGGAAAGACAGCAGUGACUUCACUCGGCUAUGUGGACAGAUCAGCUGAUAGCAAACAGCUUGUUUCGUCUGUCGAGGAAAGAGAAGAGGAAAAACAGAAUGGAGAUGAGGAAAUGAGAAGUGACAGCAGAGAGAGGGAAGGAAGGAAAAAGACUCCUCAAAGGAAGAAACGAAAGAGCAGUGGAAUGGACAAACAACAUUCCGAUGUGCCAGGACUCAAAGACUCAAUGGUAUUGUCGGGAGAAGGAUCUAGUGGCCUGGAGUUGGAAGUAUCAGCCAAUGAAGGACUCGUAGGCUCGUCAGAGUUUGUGGACAGAGGCAGUUCAGCCGCUCCCGGUGAGGGGAGUCAUUUCUCCCCGUCAAAAGGACAGAGAGGGGCAUUGGUGACCGCGACGGGCGGUGUCGGGGGAGGAGAAAGUGUGAAGACCUCCGAGAGAUCUGAUGUGAAGACCUCCGUCAGAUCUGGUGAGUCGCCAGUGAUCAAAGGAAAGAAGUCCUUGAAACAGAAAUCUGUCAAAAACAGUGGAGACAUGGGUUCUUGUGAGGAAGGGAUGGAUGAAGAUGUGGGCUCGAAAAGUGAGGAGAACUCUGUGCCAGAUGGAACGAGGGCUGGAGAAUCAGGUGAAAAUGUGACACGUGACCUGGUAGCAAGCGAACCUCGGACGGUGGUAGUCGAUGGGAUGCAGAUGACCGUGUAUGAAGACACUGAGCCUGCGUCAGCCUCACCACAGGCUGUCGGAGAGGAGCAGAAAAAGGACGCUUCUCCGUCAAAAACUGGGAAGUCACCAGAGUUAACAUCUCCGUCAAAACCUGGGAAGUCACCGGAGUUAACAUCUCCGUCAAAACCUGGGAAGUCACCGGAGUUAACAUCUCCGUCAAAACCUGGGAAGUCACCAGAGUUAACAUCUCCGUCAAAAACUGGAAAGUCACAAGAGUCAGCGUCUCCGUCAAAAACAGGGAAGUCCCCAGAGUUAGCGCAGAAUGCUAGAGAAGUGUCGGCCAAUGUUUCAUUAAGCAAACGUUCCAAGCGGCAGCGUCGUGCGUCGGAAGGAUCCCUGCGUGGUGUUCAGGAAAAGACGAAGGUUGCCUCGGCGGUGGGCUCUGUGAAUGGUGAGCAAGAGGAGACAACCGAGGUCAGUGCACAGAAGCAAGAGGGAAAAGUCGAGGAGGCCGAGUCCCCUCCCAAGCUGGUCACGGAAGAGGAAGUUGGCAUGGUGCUGUCGGACAUACGGAACUCACUGAAGACGCGAGCCGUGAACACCCGACUGCGCUCAAAGUCUGAGAGUGAAGGGGCUGACAGUACCCCGCUGAAGAAAAAGCUUCCUGAUGCCAAAAAGAACAAGAAGAGUCUAACGGCGGUGAGACCGUCUCGUGGUUCGUCAAAUGCAGAGAAGAGUUCCAAAAAUGCACUUUUAGAUUGGUUGCGGAAGCCUGUUAUAAGUGAAAAUGAACCAAGUACAGACAAGGAUGAGCACCAAAGUCCCGCCGUCACGCCCAAACAGACGUGUGCAACUGACGAGACUGAAAACACAGACGGAACCAAGUCUAUCAGCAAGGAGGCUAAAGCGUCCCGUAAAUCGAACCGCUCUACCUCGGAACCCCAGGAGGAUGUUGGUGUUCCUGAGAACAUGCCAUCAGCAGUCUCGCCCCGGGCUGGGAGUGUGCCCAGCAACAAAUCGGAAGCGGCGCCAAGCGAUGCUCCGCCUCCUGCUGCUGCUGCGACCCCCGUCUCUGUUUCCACGGCUACUACCAGAGACGCCUUUCCCAAGAGACUGCUCAAAGAGUUUCAGCAGCAAAGUUUGGUCGGUAGUGAGGAGACCGCGGGGUCUGUAGUAACUCCUUCAAGCAGCCAGCAGAGCACAAAGGAACAGAAAUCUUCAGAAAAGUCAGCUGCCAAAAAAGGGUCCCAGACUCCUUCAAGAAGUCAAACUCCAAAAGGACAGAAAUCUUUAGAAAAGUCAGCUGCCAAAAAAGGGUCCCAGACUCCUUCAAGAAGUCAAACUCCAAAAGGACAGAAAUCUUUAGAAAAGUCAGCUGCCAAAAAAGGGUCCCAGACUCCAUCUAGCAUUCAAACUCCGAAAGAACAAACAUCUUCAGAAAAGCCAGCUUCCAAGAAAGGGUCUCAAACUCCAUCAAGCAGGCUGACUCCAAAAGAACAGAAAUCUCCAGAAAAGCCAGCUGCUAAAAAAGGGUCCCAGACUCCAUCAAGCAGUCAAACUCCAAAAGAACAGAAAUCUUCAGAAAAGCCUAGUGCCAAAAAGCGGGGCCGGACGUCAGUGAGGAAAGGUUACUAUCUCCGAAGUUCAUCGCCGAGCAACGGUCAGCAGAAGAGCAACAAUGAGGAUGAUAAAGCCGUGGGAGCAGAAGAUAUGGAGUCAGCCACAACCACCAACACGAAACAAGUGGAGAGGAAACCUGCUCAAAGUAAACGAAAGUCUCCAGCUAACAGACGAAAGUCUUUGCGCUCUGCCCCGGCUCCGGUGUAGCAGGACACCAAUAACUUGACGGUGCAUCUUCACAUCGGUUACACGAGUUUAACAGAAAUAACUCCUAUGUGUGAGGCAUCGUGGUGAAAUCGACAUAAAUAACUCAUAUAUGUGAGGCAUUGUGGUGAUAUCGACAUAAAUGACUCAUAUAAUGUGAGGCAUCGUGGUGAUUUCAAGUGCUCGUCAAAAUAAUGAAAUUGAAGAAGCCCA
Messenger RNA from Aplysia californica (California sea hare), 3963 nucleotides. Its product is annotated as neurofilament heavy polypeptide. NCBI's taxonomy places the organism in Eukaryota, Metazoa, Mollusca, Gastropoda, Aplysiida, Aplysiidae. Bases 64 to 3753 code for a protein of 1229 amino acids. The record is from RefSeq and is a predicted model, not a curated record. The transcript is spliced from 14 exons.